Molecule: messenger RNA, 5022 nt
Organism: Eublepharis macularius
Lineage: Eukaryota; Metazoa; Chordata; Lepidosauria; Squamata; Eublepharidae
Gene: RGL1
Product: ral guanine nucleotide dissociation stimulator like 1
Exons: 18
Coding region: 134-2428 (764 amino acids)
Biological process (GO): positive regulation of GTPase activity; Ras protein signal transduction
Cellular component (GO): plasma membrane
Molecular function (GO): guanyl-nucleotide exchange factor activity
Source: RefSeq, a predicted model, not a curated record
UGCCGAGAGCGCCGCGCUGCCCAAGGGAGAAGCGGUGCCUCUGGAGUUGAAGGGCGGCAUGUGAGAGGAUUGUUAAAGCCUUUUUUUGCAGGACCCAUCAUGCCCUUCCGAUGUAGCAAGGAGAAAUCUAAGGAUGAAACUGCUUUGGAGAGCUAAAAUGAGCUCAAUUCAGGACUGGGGUGAAGAGGUAGAGGAAGGAGCGGUUUACCAUGUCACCUUGAAAAGAGUGCAGAUUCAACAGGCUGCCAAUAAAGGAGCGAGAUGGCUAGGGGUUGAAGGGGACCAACUACCCCCAGGGCAUACUGUCAGCCAGUAUGAGACAUGUAAGAUCCGGACAAUAAAAGCUGGUACCUUAGAGAAGCUUGUGGAGAACUUGCUGACAGCUUUUGGGGACAAUGAUUUUACCUACAUCAGCAUCUUUCUGUCAACGUACAGGGGCUUUGCCUCUACAAAAGAGGUACUGGAACUUCUCCUUGACAGAUAUGGAAACCUGGAAACCUCACACUGUGAAGAAGAUGGGAGUCAGAACUCUGCCGAGACCAAAACAGUACUCAGGAAUGCAAUAGCCUCUAUCCUAAGAGCCUGGUUAGACCAGUGCUCCGAAGACUUCCAGGAGCCACCCCAUUACCUUUGUUUGCAGAAACUGUUGGAUUAUCUGACACGGGUCAUGCCAGGGUCAGACCCAGAAAGAAGGGCGCGACACCUGUUGGAGCAAUUUCAGAAACAAGAUCUGGCCAAUGACAUUGGGAUCUAUGACACUCUUGCCCUUGAGGAAAGAAUGGAGAUUGGUGGAUCGGAAGAGUUCUCUUCUUUCCCGGAGGACCUUGUGGCAGAACAGCUAACCUACAUGGAUGCCAAACUGUUUAAGAGAGUGGUACCGCAUCACUGUUUGGGUUGCAUCUGGUCUCGGAGGGAUAAGAAAGAAAACAAGCACUUAGCCCCCACCAUCAGAGCCACCAUUGCGCAGUUCAAUGCCGUGACCAAAUGUGUCAUCAGAACCAUCCUGAAUGGCAAGGAGCUGAAGACGCAGCAGCGAGCCAAGAUCCUCGAGAAGUGGAUCAAUAUUGCGCAUGAAUGUAGGAUCCUGAAGAAUUUUUCCUCUUUGAGGGCCAUUGUUUCAGCUCUGCAGUCCAACUCCAUCUAUCGCUUAAAGAAGACAUGGGCGUGUGUCGCAAAGGACAAAAUGUUGAUGUUUGAAGAACUGUCGGAAAUUUUCUCAGACCACGACAACUAUUUGACAAGCCGGGAGUUGCUAAUGAAGGAAGGAACUUCUAAAUUUGCAAAUUUGGACAGCAGCGUGAAAGAGAACCAGAAGAGAACUCAGAGGCGGCUUCAAUUGCAGAAAGAUAUGGGCGUCAUGCAGGGCACCGUUCCUUACCUUGGUACUUUUCUGACUGACUUGACGAUGCUCGACACAGCCCUGCAAGACUACAUUGAGGGAGGGCUAAUAAAUUUUGAGAAGAGAAGGCGGGAGUUUGAAGUAAUCGCCCAAAUUAAGCUCUUGCAAUCCUCCUGUAACAGCUAUUGCAUGAUUUCAGACAGAAAAUUCAUCCAGUGGUUCAGGAGGCAGCGGCAUUUAACAGAGGAGGAGAGCUAUGCCCUUUCUUGUGAGGUUGAAGCAGCUGUUGACACAACGACCACAUCGCCAAAACCACGGAAGAGCAUGGUGAAGCGGCUGAGCCUGCUGUUUCUGGGAUCUGAUCUAAUUGCUAAUAGCACCCCUACCAAAGAGCAGCCCAAGUCCACUCCAAGUGGGAGCUCUGGGGAGAGCAUGGACUCCGUCAGCGUGUCGUCCUGCGAGUCAAACCACUCCGAGUCCGAGGAUGUCUGCAUCACUCCUACUGACACUUCCGAUGAGCCUCAGAAGAAGCUCUCAGAGUCUUCCUCCUCUUGUUCUUCCAUCCAUUCCAUGGACACUUCUUCCUCAGGAGUGUCGUCCUUCACCAACCCUCUCUCCUCUCCGCCAUUACUGGCCUGCAAUCCCAGAAUUCAUAAGCGCUCCAUCUCUGUCACCUCCAUUACCUCAACAGUUUCGCCUCCUGUUUACAAUCAACAGAACGAAGACACCUGCAUCAUCCGUAUCAGCGUUGAAGACAACAAUGGGAACAUGUAUAAGAGCAUUAUGUUGACCAGCCAAGACAAGACUCCGGCUGUCAUCCAGAGAGCGAUGUUGAAACACAACCUGGAGUCUGAUCCUGUGGAGGGUUAUGAGCUUGUGCAGGUCAUCUCAGAGGACAAAGAAUUAGUCAUCCCAGACAGUGCAAACGUUUUUUACGCUAUGAACAGCCAGGUGAACUUCGACUUCAUCCUACGGAAGAAAAACUCUCUCGAUGACCCAGUGACACUGAGAAGUCGUUCCAGCUUGACUCUUCCCAGGACCACCAAGAGGGGGUGCUGGAGCAACAGAAACAGCAAGAUCACCCUUUGAGAGUGGGGGAGCCAAAGCAAAAGAGACGGGAGUAUAAAGACAAGAAUGAAGACCACCCAGUAUUGCAAGGUCUCCGGAAACGAAUGUAUCAGUAUUCAGCUUUGGGAAAUCCAAAGCCCACGUUUGCUGUUCAGCAUGUGUACAUUUAGAUGCAGAUCGCAGACAAAACGGGACCGAGCAGAAAAGAGAACUACAGUCACCUUUAAUUUUUUUUUUUUUUGCACCGCGUUCAAUACAAGGCCACUUUGGGCUGGGAAAAGGAACUGGGCACCUUGACUGUGCAACCCUUCCAAGCCAGCUCUUCUAUAACGACUCUCAGUUCUCUCUCAUGCCAGUAUUAUUAAUUUGGAGUACUCUGGGUUUAUUUUUAUAAAUGAAAGAAAGCGAUUGCCAUUAAGCUCCACUUGUAUUUACAGGAGGAGGUGCCUAAGACUUGGCUGAAUUAUAACAGCAAAUAGAUGGUGCAGGUGGGCUGUUGGUCUGCUGUUUCAAAAGAUGCGGCAGAGCGGCUGCCAAAAAUAAGGAAGACCGUCAUUCUCAUGUCAUCCUUCCUUAGUCUCUGAAGGCACAUCAGGCAGUUUCAUUCUAUGGGCUGGUUUUCCCAGCCACAUGAUCCAAGCUGGAACCAAGGGCAAUCCCUCCCAAAGAACAUUUAGCAAAUACAGGAAUGCCCUUUUUUGUGCUAGAGAAGAAGGCAAGAAAAUGCAGACACUACUCUUCUUAAUGCCACUACAUUGUUUUCCUUAUGUUACGCUAAUCUAUUUAUCAAAAAAAAAAAGUCAUGGUAUAUAUCUUUGGAGUGUGCAAUUUUACACCCCUUCAGGUGUGGAGCAGUUUACCUGCAUUCAGCCACAUUGGCAUUAUGGUAAACAGUAUAAUCCUUUUUAUAACUGAUUGACAAAAAGAAAAACACAUACACACAGAGCUGUACUUAGUAGCCAGCAUCUGAGAAUACCACAACUCUUUACGAUGCUUGUGGAAUUUGUCAUGCUUAAAAACACCCUAUGGACUCCCUCUUCUCCUAGAAUGCAUCUCUUAAUUAGAUAGCUUCCUGACAUGGUACAGCCUUAAAAGGUUAAAGAAUUUAGCUUUUUUUUUUUCUAGAGGCCUACCCUGAUCUACCAAGCUGCUAUUCUUGGGGGACUUUCUUUGAGAUACGUACAAAACGACAAGGGAGGUGACAGCCCUCCCUUCAGAGCACAAGCUACAGUGGUGCAGAAUCACAGCAACGGUUGACUUUAAAGCCAUAAGGAGACAUUGGACUGUGACCUGCUCAGCUUUGACUAGUGAGGUGGUACAGAGGAUAGGAAGAGGUGGUCAAUACCCAGCGGUAGGGGAACCCUACGCCCUUACUGGCAAGUUGUCCUGUACCACUAUGGCUGCCUUGUGUCCCUUGCUAGUAGGGUAUGUGAGGGCUCCCUCUCUUCCCACAGCAGUCUUCACUCUGCGGCGAUGGUGCCCUACCAUCCUUGGCUGUUGCUGGAAAGGUCCUUUUCCUAUAUAGGUUUUUUUCCCCCAGAAUGCCUUUGGAAGAAUGACAGAAUGGCCCCACUCAAGCAAGUAUGUGGAAGCAGGUUGCUUUGAAUUCAGUGGGACUGAUUUCUUGUAAGUAAGCUACAGGUUGCAGUCAUAGCUAUGCAAGGAAAGACAGGUGCUGCUUUAGUUGUGGGGUCUGUGACCAAGACCUGAAAAUCUCGACCUCCUGCAAAAUGCCUGUCGUAAGCCAAUGGAACUGGACGGCCUUGCCUCCCUUCAUACUGCAGACUGCUUUUGAAAUUCCUCUGAUCCAAAGGCAGUUUGCCAUAAGGAGACAGGAUGAACACGCUGCUGUUUAAGACCAACUCAAAGGCCCUCUGGGGCUCAUGGAAUCACAUGCGUGAUCCUUGGGGCCCUGGCUUAUAUAUCUUAUGCCAUACCACUUAGCGUUGGUCAGAGCUGUGUAUAUGCUGCAAUUGUGCAGAGGUUCAAGGAAAAGUGCAGAACCCAAUCUUGGGUGCAGAGUUCAGCUUCUGAAAAAUCUUAGCUUUAAUAUAUGGAACAGUAUGGGUCAUGCCCACUGGAAGAGGUUGACCUCUGAUUUGCAGUUACACCAUGUAACACCAAGUUUGCAUAAUGGGAUUCACAGACUUCAGCUUUUCUUGCUGCAGAACAUGAAUUAUUCAGGCCAAAACCCUGUGUUUUUGGAACACCAUAUAGACAGUCCUGACCAUCAUUUACCAAUAUGUAUUCUUUUAAAAUCUGGCCUUAUCAGAUCAUAAUGGUGACUUAUUUUGCACUAUGUUGAGCUCCUUUUUUUUUCAAACAAAUUCUGUUCUGGUCUGCGUGCUUAAAAUCCCCCAUAAUGAUGUUGCCUAGAGGAAUCAACGGUUUAAUUCAAAACUGAGCCUUAAACAUAUCCAGAGCUGGGACAGAUUUUCACCAGGUCCAUUUUCUUUGAUUUCUGAGUGAAAGAAAAGCAGUGCUCGAAUGUGUUUUGUGUGUGGGAAGGAUAUGCACAUACACUCUGUACAUAGUUGUAGAAUCAGUUAGAUUUUUUAUAUUGUUAAGCUUGUAAUGAUAAGAUUGUCUUUUUAAACAAAGGUGAGAAUUAUUAA